UUGCAUGCAAUGAAUCUGAAGAGAUAAGACGAAUUAUCAAAGGCAACAUUUUGCCAAUUUUCAGUACAUGUGAAGUUUGAUGCGGCAACUUUUAUUUUGAUACAUGCAUGGUAAAACACUGGUGAAACAUGUGAUUUUCAGGUUCUUGUGUAUAGAAGAAUAUCUGUUUGUAGAAACAGUUCCUUACUUCCUUAACUAGAUAUUAGUCUCUAAUUUUUUGGCUAUCCCGGGUUCAAUUACUCCAUCUAUAUAUACCAAUAUACACCUGAAACAAACAACAACAGAAAUAAAGCACAAUGGACUACCUUCUACUUCUUCCACUAAUCACCAUAGUGUGGAUAAGCAUUCAUGUACUCAUCUCUAGCUUCAAACCACUCAAAUCUUCUAAAAAUCCCCCGGGGCCUCACCCUUUUCCAAUCAUAGGAAACAUAUUGGAGCUUGGCAACCAGCCUCACCAAGCACUUGCCAAACUUUCUCAAAUUUAUGGUCCUAUAAUGAGUCUUAAGCUCGGUAACACUACCACCAUAGUCAUUUCCUCUCCACAAGUUGCCAAAGAAGUACUGCAAAAAAAUGAUCAAAUCUUAGCUAAUAGAAUGGUCCCAGAUUGUGUUCGAGCACUUGACCAUCACAUACUUUCGGUUGCAUGGAUGCCACCUUUACCACAAUGGAGGGCCCUUAGGAGAGCUUGUGCCACCAAAGUGUUCUCUUCUCAGCAGCUCAAUUUCACACAAGUUCUUCGCCAGAGGAAGAUGCAAGAUUUGAUGGAUUAUGUGAAGGAACGAUGCGAGAGAGGUGAAGCUAUGGAUAUUGGUGAGGCUUCCUUUACAACUGUUCUUAAUUCCAUAUCAAACACUUUCUUCUCAAUGGAUUUGGCUUAUUACACUUCUGAUAAGUCUCAAGAGUUUAAGGACAUCAUUUGGGGUAUCAUGGAAGAAGCUGGGAGGCCUAAUGUUGUGGACUUCUUCCCAAUCUUUCGCCUGCUUGAUCCACAAGGUGCGCGGAGAAGAAUGAGUGGUUAUUUUCGAAAGUUAAUUGCGUUUUUUGAUGGUCUCGUAGAAGAAAGAUUGCGUUUAAGGGCAUUAGAGAAUGGGUCCAGGGAAUGCAAUGAUGUGUUAGAUUCUUUGCUGGAGCUAAUGCUUGAAGACAAUUCGCAAGUGACCCGGCCUCAUGUUCUGCAUUUGUUUCUAGAUUUAUUUGUGGCUGGAAUAGACACAACAUCAAGCACGAUAGAAUGGGUAAUGGCUGAGUUGCUACGUAACCCUGAAAAACUAGAAAAAGUUAGGCAAGAGCUUCAACAAGUCCUUGCCAAAGGUGAACAACUAGAAGAAUCACAUAUCUCGAACCUUCCUUACCUACAAGCAGUGGUGAAAGAAACUUUUCGCUUGCAUCCACCCACCCCAAUGUUACUGCCACACAAGUCAGAAGUCGAUAUUGAACUAUGUGGCUUCAUGGUGCCUAAAAGUGCCCAAAUUCUAGUGAAUCUAUGGGCCACAGGAAGAGAUUCAAGUAUUUGGACAAACCCAGAUGAAUUUACACCUGAAAGAUUCCUGGAAAGUGACAUUGAUUUUAAAGGCCAUGAUUUUGAGCUAAUACCCUUUGGAGCUGGAAGAAGGAUUUGUCCUGGGUUGCCAUUAGCAUCUAGAACUCUGCAUGUUGUGUUGGCAUCUCUUCUAUACAACUAUGAUUGGAAGCUCACGGAUGGACAAAAGCCAGAAGACAUGGAUGUAUCUGAGAAAUAUGGAAUUACCUUGCAUAAGGCACAACCUCUACUAGUUAUUCCCAUCCAAGCAUAAUACCAAGGAAGAUUACAUACCUGUAAUCAAAUUGUUGCAAAUUUCUUGGUAUGUGACUUUUUCCUACGAAUAAAAAAAAUAUCAAUAAAACUUCAUUAGCAUGUAAAUAAAACUUUUAUUCAUUAGCAUGCAAAUGUAAUUGGAUCAUAAUUAGUGAGUGAGUAAAAAUUUUGUAAUUUUUUCCCCUUCAGAUUGCUCAACUUCAUA
Molecule: messenger RNA, 2000 nt
Organism: Glycine soja
Lineage: Eukaryota; Viridiplantae; Streptophyta; Magnoliopsida; Fabales; Fabaceae
Product: geraniol 8-hydroxylase-like
Exons: 2
Coding region: 297-1793 (498 amino acids)
Molecular function (GO): oxidoreductase activity, acting on paired donors, with incorporation or reduction of molecular oxygen; heme binding; monooxygenase activity
Source: RefSeq, a predicted model, not a curated record